Messenger RNA from Onychostoma macrolepis, 2117 nucleotides. RefSeq names its product GDP-mannose pyrophosphorylase Aa (gene gmppaa). The transcript is spliced from 13 exons. Gene Ontology annotation, biological process: biosynthetic process. The coding region runs from base 254 to 1537 and encodes 427 amino acids. Lineage: Eukaryota; Metazoa; Chordata; Actinopteri; Cypriniformes; Cyprinidae. Gene Ontology annotation, cellular component: cytoplasm. The record is from RefSeq and is a predicted model, not a curated record. Gene Ontology annotation, molecular function: transferase activity.
AAAAACUCCUAGUACUUCCGGAACUGUCAACGUGAGCUCAUUAGAUUUUACGCUGCUGUCAUGUUGUUUAAUUUGGAAUUGGAUACAUAAACAAAUACUUUUAAUUGUAAGUUUUGCACGUUGAAGCCAAACAUGAAAUGACAUUUAUGCAUCAAAUCGAUUCACCGAAGGAGUUUAAGUACUUCCUGCUCGACCGUCUGUUUACAUUUUGAUUUUUGCACAUAUGUAUAUAAUAUAAUACGAAGCAGUAAUCAUGCUGAAGGCUGUUAUUCUUAUCGGAGGUCCUCAAAAAGGGACCCGGUUUCGCCCGCUGUCGUUUGAGGUGCCCAAACCUCUGUUUCCAGUGGCUGGAGUGCCAAUGCUACAGCAUCACAUCGAGGCCUGCUCUAAGCUUCCGAAUAUGAAGGAGAUCUUACUUAUUGGCUUUUAUCAGCCCAACGAAGAACUAAACAGAUUUUUGUCAUGCGCCCAACAAGAUUUCAAAAUCUCAAUAAGAUACCUUCAGGAGUAUGCUGCUCUGGGCACCGGAGGAGGAAUCUACCAUUUCAGAGAUCAGAUUCUGUCGGGGAGUCCAGAAGCAUUUUUUGUCAUGAAUGCUGACGUGUGCUCAGAGUUUCCUCUGCCGGAGAUGCUGGACUUCCAGAAGGAGCACGGAGACGCUUACAGUUUUGUCAUCCUCGGCACCACGGCCAACAGAAAACAGUCCCUGAACUACGGCUGCAUUGUUGAGAAUGAACAAACUGAUGAGGUCUUGCAUUAUGUCGAGAAGCCCGGCACGUUUGUGAGUGACAUAAUCAACUGUGGAAUAUACCUGUUCACUCCAGAGAUAUUCCAGCACAUCGGAGCAGUUUUCCAGAAGAACCAGCAGGACAUGCUGUUAUAUUACGAUGAGGGAGAGGAGCAGUCCAACGGCUGGCAUCGGGCAGAGGUGAUCCGUCUGGAGCAGGACAUCUUUACAGCGCUGGCAGGCCAAGGCAAAUUAUACGUGUACAAAACAGACCGCUUUUGGAGCCAAAUCAAAUCUGCAGGAUCUGCGAUCUAUGCAAGCCGUUUGUAUCUUAACCAGUAUCACACAACGCAUCCAGAGAGGUUAGCUACUAAUAGAGAAGGAGGGCCAAAGACCAGAGGAAAUGUUUAUAUACAUCCAACUGCCAACAUUGAUCCAACUGCUGUGUUAGGUCCAAAUGUGUCCAUAGGAACAGGCGUAACGAUCGGUGCAGGAGUUCGUGUGAGGGAGUCCAUCAUCCUUCAUGGUGCUACUUUACAGGAUCACAGCUGUGUGUUGAACAGUAUUGUGGGCUGGGGAAGCACCAUUGGAAAAUGGGCCAGAGUGGAAGGGACCCCUAGUGACCCGAAUCCUAAUGACCCAUAUGCCAAAAUUGACAGCGAGACGCUGUUUAGAGAUGGAAAACUAACACCGUCCAUUACAAUUCUAGGCUGUAAUGUAAAUAUCCCAUCUGAGGUCAUCAUACUCAACUCCAUCGUCCUGCCACAUAAAGACCUCAACAGAAGCUUCAAAAACCAGAUCAUACUGUAGUUUCAGACUCAGUCUUUUGUACCUGUCAUUUUCAUUCAAAUGUGGCAUUUGUGUUAAAUGUCUGCUACUGUAUUGUGCAUAUGGAUUUACCAUUGUACAGUGUUAUCACGUCAAAGCUGGAUAAAACAAAUGCAAAAAUAAUUCUGCUGUAGAAUAUCUUCUCUUUGUCAAACGGUUUCUGAAAUGACUUGAAAUUCAUUUUAUUUACAGCUUUUUGGCUCCCUCUUGUCAGUGAAAUGUCAAAGAUAUUCAAAGAAAGGUGCAAAAAAAAGAAACGCUGUUUAUUUGUGCAGUCUGUUACCAUUCUUUCCAGCCUUUAACAUGUCAUGUAAAAAAAAAAAUGGUAAAGACAAAUGGUAAAACCUUGUAAUUGGAUACCAGUCGUGUUGGUAAUUGUUUUGAAUAAUUGAUGUUUCUGUGACUGCUCCCUGCAUGAAAGCCGAGCGCCGUGCGAGAGUCAGACGUCUGCAAUAAAUUAUAUUUUGAUUAAGUCACAAAAGGUAAUAAAGUAAUUUACUGCUGCCCUUGUAGAAAAAUCAGUGUCUGUAUUUAUGGUUAAACAGCUACAGGACCAUCAAUU